AGUGCCCCGCCGGUCGGCGGAUCGGGAACGGCCGAGAGCAACAUGGCGGCUACGGCAGGAGGAGCCGCGGCAGCAGCCGUGUCACGGGCGCCGCCCGCUCGGCGGCCCGGCCUGGGCCUGGGUCUCGGCCGCCCUCCGCGCUCGGCGCCGCGCGGCCCCCGCGAGCGGCCGUCGAGCCCGUGGGAGCUGGUGAGGCCCUCGGUGACGGAGCUCUCGCGGGCCGUCAGGAGCAACAUCCUGUGCACGGUGCCCGGCUGCGGCAAAGUGCUGCCCAACCCGCCGGCGCUGAGCAUGCACCUCAGCAAGGCCCACGGCGUGCAGCAGCAGCAGGUAAGCGGCGGCGGCGGCGGCGCCCUCCCCUCCCCCGCUCCUCCAGGGACCGAGCGCCUUCCCUCUCCCUCCAGAGGCGCGCCAGAGAGAGGUUUCACUUCAGCCCCACUUUUUAGCAUUCGGUUUCGUUAUAAGCUUCCCAGGUAACAAUGUACUACUGAUGGGUAGCUAUCAGAAUUCAAUUAUUUUCAUUGAUGGCAGCUAUCUGAAUUCAAAUGUUAAUCUUAAUAAUCACUCCCUUCAAGCAUCGGUUUGUUCACAACGUUCCCAAGUCGUAGUUAUUGAUGGGUAGCUGACAAAAUUCAAUUAUUAAUUAUAAUAUUCAGCCCCUCCUCGUACCCCAGGCAAUAAUUAUUAACUGGUAGCUAUAGACAUUCAUUUAUUAAUAAUAAUCACAGCAACAAAAGCCCUUUUCCUAUUCUCCGCACCCCACCCCCUUUUGGUUGAUUUACCUCAGAUACCCCUUUCCCCUCCCUCCCUCCAGUGGCAUUCUUAAUAUCUUUUUAAUGCUCUGUUGUUGUUGUGAGCCACUUUGAGCUCAUUUUCUUUGCUUGAAAAGUGGUAUGCCAGUACAAUGUUAAAUCAAACCUCAGAGACUCCCUUUCCCACUCACAAUUACUUCUUAGCUUUAUUUAAAGGUUUCAGGCAUAUCUAGCAAAGCUGCCAGGAUGCCAUACAAUCAUGGUAAUAAAAUACCUUUUUUAAAAAAGCAAAUGUUAGGGAGGGCCCAUAGCUAAAGUGAUGCACAUCCUUUGCAUGCAUAAAGCUCCAGGUUUAGUCUUGGGACAAGAUUCAAUUUCUGCUAGUUGUGGCAGAUGAUACUGGGCUGGAUGAACCAUUUGAUCAGAUUUGGUGUGAGGUAGCUUCCUAGUUGCUCAUGUAGAAGAUUCCUUGUUCAAUACUCGCACCUCCAGUUAAAAGUAUCUUAUUGGGAAAUAAUUAUCCUUGAGAUCCGAGAGACCUGUGGCCAGUCAACAUAGAAAAUACUGAAUUAGAUAACCAUUGGUGUAAGACUGGGAGUAGCCAACAUGGUGCCCUCUAGACAUUUUAGACUACAGCUGCCACCAUCAGCCCCAGCCAUCAUGGCCAGUGAUCAGAUAUUAUGGGGGGAUCGUAGUCCAUAACAACUGGUGGCCACCACAUUGCCAUUCCUGAUCUAAAUCAUAUGAAUAUGGUGUAUGAAAGUGCCAUACUGUACUGUGUCCUUUGAGUCAGUAUAAUGGGCUGUAUCCAAGGUUAGUUCUACUCAGAGAAGACCCAUGGAAACCCAACCCACUGUAACCUCAUUUCAUAUGCUUUGAAUGUAGAAGGUUUCAGGUUCAAUCAUCAGUAUCUCCAAAUGUUGGGAGUAUAGUCAGACUAUACUCAGCCUGAAAUAAGUUAGUGAGGGUCUUAUAGGGGGGAGGCAAAACACUGGGUUUAUUGAAAUCAAAGUUAGAGAGGUCUCAUACACUCACAAACACUCUGUGAUGGAGUGGGGUUUGUGGUGGAAGCUUUACACUGCAGAGAUCUUGCCCUUCCCCAAUUGGUUCUGUCCCUCUAAUACCUUUUAUCCCUCAAUAACUUGAUCAUCUGAGCCUCUUUGUCUGUUCACUUAGUACUUCCCAAAAUUCUCUAGUUCGUAACUUGGUUGAUUGGCAUCAUAAUUGCAAGUAACUUUGGCAUUAUCAGGAUGUUUUCUGUUCUUCCUGGGGAAGACUGGGUACCAGCUAUCCCUGGAAUGUUAUUUUCCUCUCAUGCUUCUGGAAUUUCUGUUAAUCAUAGGUUAGCCUGUGACUUCCAAGGACUGUGGCUCUUAUUGUGGAUUCUUAACUCUGUAGCUUCAUGAUGAUUCUGUAGAGGCAGAAUUCUAAUGCUUUGUUCAUUUGUGAUACUCAGCAGUUCAGCUCAGCUGCCAUCCUACUUCCUUUCCUUUAGUAAUUUUUCAGCAGAAAGUAUCCAUUCUAACCAUUCAUUCACAGAGUUGCAAUACAUACCGUAAUUGGUAACCAUCCACAACACAUUCUGCUUGACCUAGAACAAUGUGUAAUAUAAGUGCAGUGGUACCUCGGGCUAAGUACUUAAUUCGUUCCGGAGGUCCGUUCUUAACCUGAAACUGUUCUUAACCUGAAGCACCACUUUAGCUAAUGGGGCCUCCUGCUGCCGCCACGCCGCCGAAGCACGAUUUCUGUUCUCAUCCUGAAGCAAAGUACUAUUUCUGGGUUAGCAGAGUCUGUAACCUGAAGCGUAUGUAACCUGAGGUACCACUGUACUCAUAGUUCUAAAGCACUAUCAGGUAUCUUACUGUCUACUGUAAUAUUGGCACUAAAAUACAGAAUACCAUUUUGAGAAAACUCUUUGUUGGUUGGAGCAAAAAUAAGUCUGAAAAGAUAUCUCUGAGGUAAAAGCCCAACAUGCCAUUAUGUCACCCUGGGAUAUGUAAAGGGAUGAGGAGACAUUACAAGGAGUCCAAGUAGGACCUGUUGCAAUAUUAUUGUCACAUUACUUCAAAAUCUUAAUUAAGUCAGUACUUUCCAAACAAAGUAUCUGGCUGCGAGAUGGAGGACAUUGUUUUAGAAACACUCGUUUUGCUCUAAAUAGCUACAGCUUCCCACCAGAGGUUUUAUCAAGCACUUCUGGAAGGGAUUUGGAGGAAGCCGCCAGCCACUUCCCAUUAAAGGUCACAUUUCAAAUUUGGAAAGAGAUUAAAACUUAAAUAAUAUUAUCAACAAAGUACAAUCAGAAGCAGGAACCCAACCAUAAAGGCAGUAGCAAAGAUGUGAGUACUUCAUUUAAAUACCAGGAUUUUGAAAACAGCACCAUGGGCUUGGGCACAAAGCUCAUUUUCAAGUUAAACACAAGAGAAGAGAAAGUUACAGGAGAAAAGAAAGAUUAGCGGUAGGGAUUCUGGCUUUGGUGAGAGGAGGUUUCCUUGCUUAGCCUGAAAUACACAGAGCAGCUGAAGGACUUAACCUGAGGUACCACUGUAUAUGGAAAUCUGUAUACCCUUGUGAGUGAGUUUUGAAGUGAGACUUGCAUUGUAUAUGGGGAAACUGAGCUCUGUAAAAUUAACAGGAAGACUCCAGUCACUGGGUCUGUGAGCCAGUUUUAAGUCACCACUCAUCCAUGGAUCUCACUAGGUGACCUUGAGGCAGUCAUUAUUCUUCAGCCUAACAUACUUCAUGUAGUAGUUGUGAAGAUAAAAUGGAUGGGUGGAAGCCUGAGAUGAAAAAUGUAAUAAAUAAAUGCUGGCAGCUUUUUGUUGUUUUUAAAGAUUCUUUUGCUUAAAGAUGGAAAAUAUUUUUUCAUUCCUAGGGAUUUAUAUAUGCUACCACUGCUGUUUAUUAACAGAAGGGUAGGGAGGGCCUGAAGAGUAGAGAGAGUCUUCCUGCAUUCUUCAGGACUGAAUCGUUGCAUUUCAGGUUUUAGCAUCUCUAGGCUGUUCUCUCACACUUUCCCCACUCCUUUUUGAAAGGGAAGAUAAAAAGAAGAUAGAGAAGAGGUUGGGCACCGAUGAUGAAACUUAGACUCCAGCCAGUCUGAGCAUGUAUCUAAUUCAGCUGGUUUGGAAAGCCUUGGAUUACGAAUGCUUGGGGACCUUAAUGUAUAAAGAGAAUGCCACACUUUAAAAAGCCUUUAAAAGUUCUGCAGUCCAAAUUUUACACCAAGGAAAGCUGUCUCUUUGUAUUAAUUGAACCACACCCAUAUACUUCUGCAAUCAAACUAUUUUGUAAUGUUGGGCACUGAAUCCCUGUCCCCAAACUACUGGAAUUAUGCCCUAUCUCAAAGCUACUGGAAAUCCUACUGAUUUCCUUCUGGCUUGUGAGAUUUUAGGAGCCAUAUCCACGCAUAUUUCAAGCAAAUCUUUCCAACCAGAAGUGCCAGAAACUUUGCGUUUUUUAAUAUAAUAUUAUAGGAAAUAAUACGCUCAUUAUUCUGUGUUUUUGUCCAUGCUUGCUCUGAAUCACAGUAUGCUCAAAAACCUGCUCAAGUUCAGCUAUGGAGAGACUGGAGCAAUCAGUGGUUCCUUGAUCUGGUUCAUGGCUCUGACAUCACAAGUUAUUGGUAUAGCACUAGUCUCCUUAGCUUCAGUUUGUUUUGAAUUUAAUAUUACACUCUCUUGCUGUGAGGUGUUUGGUUCUAAAUUGGUUGGUCUAAAAGUUCAGCAUAAUGUUUUCUGCAAAAUGUUUCUGUUUCCUAAGUGACAGUGUUCACUCAAUCAUAUCUUCAUGGUUUAACAAGCCCAGAUGUGAAUAAGCCUUGUGUCCAUACACACCCUUCCCUCCCUCCUUGGUGCCCCAAAAUUAACCCCAGAAUUCUUCAUCUACUCUUAUUACACUAGCACUAGGAAACUGUUUGUCUCAGGUUUGGGACAUUUUCAAACCAUGGUUUAAAAUCCUGGGUGGUUGGGAACAUUGUAACUGUGUUACUGGGGCCUAUUGUUAAUUGAAAAUUGCCUUGCUUCUCACAGCGUGCCAAGGAAAAUGUGGCAGCAUGAGGAUAGCAUACCCUCCAACAUUUCUCCGAUGAAAAUAGGGACAUCCCAUUCCAUAAUGAUAAUUUUACUAUUUAUACCCCACACAUCUUACUGGGUUGCCUCAGCCACUCUGGGCAGCUUCCAACAUAUAUGAAAACAUAAUGAAACAUUAAAAAAACCUUCCCUAUACAGUAUUUGCCUUCAGACAGCUCAGGGGGUAGAUAACUCCAUCCCAUACCCUCCAACAUUUCUCCAGUGAAAACAGGGACAUCCUAAGGAAAAGCAGGACAUUCUGGGAUCAAAUCAGAAACCAGGACGGCUUCUCUAAAUCAGAGCACAUGAGAUAGAGCACAUGAGCAAAAGCCUUGUACAUACCUCUGCUUAUUUAGCCAGGAUUGACCCAAACUGGGUUAGUGAAUAAUCAACUACCUGUCACAUAAUCUAGGCAAUUAGAGUGAGCUGGGAUGUAAACUACCUAAAGUUUUUAUUCCAUAUAGGGAAUAACUGAAACAUGUACAGAAGUUUCAAGUGGAGAGUCUCUUCAGUAUGCAGGCAGGCAAAAUGCUGUAUAAAGACAAGCUUUAUUUGUAUUCCAGAUACUUCUGAACCCCAAACAUUAGAUACAAUUUAAUAAUAUUCUUCUCCUACAGGAUGGAAAAAUAAAUCCUUCAAUAAGGAAAGACUUGAAAACGCCACAGAAAUACUACUGCUGUCCUAUUGAAGGUUGCCCUAGAGGACCAGAAAGGCCUUUUUCACAAUUUUCUCUUGUAAGACAGGUAUGUAUUCUAACUACAUUAUUCAAUAAAUAGAACAAUAUAAUUUAUAUGGAACAUCUUAUUCAAGAGCCAUGCAUCUUUCUGAAUUGCAAGAUUUCUGUGUAAAUGUAAACCAUUAUAAUCAUAAUGGUAUACAUAUUGUCAGUUUCUAUUGUUUAUGGGAUCAGUGUGUUGGGAAAGAGCUCUCAUGGAACUAGGGAGCCUGCAGCAUCAUUGCACAGGUUUUAUACACGCUACUCUUUCGUUAGAAAAUUAAACUUACUAAAUGUGCUGAGAUAUGCCUUCAGUAGCUGACAGUGAAAGGAGCAAAUCGGAGGGUAAUUUUGCUGUAGAUUUCUGAGUAGUUAAUUCAAUUACUCCUUUGACUUAACUCUCUGUAAUAUGCCCUCUUUUCCCCAGAAGUACAUAACUGUGUAAAACUUAUAAUGGGCCUGUGUAGAUUAUUGAGAACCUUAACUGCUAACUUCAUGCAGGCUGAAUGUCAGAGGUCUGGAUCUUCUAAGAAAUGCAUUCUCUGAUUCUUAAUAUCUUUUGAAAGUUAAGCUAGUGGAAUUGUUGAAAGUCAGUUGAGUUGCAGCAAGGUAGCGCAUGUGGACUUUCAUUCCCAUGUUUUAAUCAUUUUCAGGAAUUCCAGAAAAAUCUUGAACCCCCUCUAUCAACUCCAGUCAGUCAUUUUAAAAUGCAUGAAAAUGCAUCAAAAACUAUGGAAAAUUCAGUUGUUGAAGGCAUGCUUAAAAGUGCCUUGUCUUGCAUAGACAAGGCUGGAACUUGAACAGCUUUGUGUCUCAAACAUAGUACCACUUUCUUUUGUUGGGGAAGGACCAUCGCUCAGUGACAGAGCACUGGCAUCUCCAGGUAGGGCUCAGAAAAAGACCAGUCUGAAAUCCUGAAGCUGCUGCCAGUCAGUGUAGACAAUACUGACCUAGAUGAACCAGUGCUGUCCAAGGCAGUUUCCUAUAACUUACCUAACUUCUGUUUCUAUAUUUCAGCAUUUUAUGAAAAUGCAUGCUGAAAAGAAGCAUAAAUGUGAUAAAUGCAGCAAUUCCUAUGGCACGAUAUGGGAUCUGAAGCGACAUAGUGAGGACUGUGGCAAGUCUUUCCAAUGUACUUGUGGAUGCCCCUAUGCUAGCAGGACAGCAUUAUUGUCUCAUAUUUAUAGGACACAGCAUGAGAUCCCUGUUGAACAUAGGUAAGAGCAACAUUUUUCCAUUGUUAACUGUUCCAUAUAUGUGCACAUAUAUUUGCCUUAAAACAUUGGAAGGGGGAGGAGUUCUAACACCAUUCUGUGAAGAUCAUUGCCACUGACAGCUUCCCUUAUCUUACCAACAAUUUUUUUUUAAGGAUAACUAAAGAGGCAUGGAUUUUUCCAGGCUUUUAUACAAUCAAUUAUUAUCCAACAUGCUGCCCACCACUAAAAGUGAUUCUGUUUGAACUAUCUAAGAAUUCAGAAUGCAUUUCCAUUCAAUGUGGGGAGGCAGGAUGCCUACUGCUUUUGAAGUCCUUUAUCAAAAUGCUUAAUGCACAGUAUUAUAGACUGUGUGGAAUUGCAGUGCAAGUUUUACUUUUAGGUCAGCAUUGUUGGCUGCUAAACUGCUGUAAGAUUAUGCUUUGGUUGAAUAGCCUAGGCACAGAGUUUAACUGUAACUCUGACUUAUUUACCCAGCAAUGCAGUUUUCUGCUUAACCUUACCUUACUUCAGUGUGUUACUAUUUUGAUUUCUCGAAGUAUGCUUUCAAAGCAAACAAUUCACAUUAUUCUAAAUUCUGUUAUAGAGAUGGUAAAAGUGGUGGGGUGGGAAAGAUUUGGAGGGAAUGAAAGAAUAUGUGCUUAUAGCUGUACCUAGUCAAAGAUUUUGUAAUAUUUACAGGGAUCCACCAAGUAAGAGAAGGAAAAUUGAAACCUCUGUAUCCAAUCAGUUGGUGGGAGAAAAAGUUAAAGGAGCUUCUGCCAGUGUCCAGACCAGAUGUACUAGCACUAAAGACUUGGAGACCCCUGAGAUGAAGCCAGCAGCUUCUUUUGAAGAUUCUAGCUGUUCCUAUACUACUAAGCAAACACAAACGCAGCCAAAAAAUUCACCAAAGUUGCUUCUGCCAAAGCCAAAAGUGGCUUUGGUUAAACUCCCUGUAAUGCAGCUUACUCAAUUGCCUAUCUUUGUAUCAGCACCAGACUCUUCUGUCAAACCCGUUGUAGUUGCCGUUGAUGACAAAGGCUCUGUUAUGAGUACUGUUCACUUAAUGCCUCUGCCAGUAGGAUUUAUGAUACCAGGACUGGAGGCUGAAACACUUGCAUUUAAAAGCACCUUGCCCCUUUCAAAAACCAAAAAUGCUGGCAGUGUUGAGCCAGUCAGCACAGGUAUCCAGGUCAAUUUGGGUAAAGGGGCAUCAGAUAAUACAAUCCAAGAUCUGGAAGCCAUAUGCUACAAGAACGGGAUUUGUUCAACAAAUGUGCAGACGGACUUAUCUUAUAUUUCACAGAACUUUGUGACAUCUGCAGCCUGGACUCCUGAUUCAUCGGUGUCCUCUUGUUCUCAAACAGACCUGACGUUCAGCUCUCAGGUUUUGUUGCCAAUUAAUGUGCAGACACAGACACUGUUACCCAGUUCAAAGUUGACUUCUUCCAUAGCUGCUCAGACAGAUGCACUUGCACAGGCUUGCUUUCAGUCAUGUGGAAUUUCUCGGGAGACUCAGACCAAUAGGUCACAGAAAGAUAUUGAUGGGAGAGUACAAAUGGACCAGGCUGUAAUGUGCAAUGACAUUUUUGACAGUGUUAGUUCAUCAUUCAGUGAUUCAACCACAGUGGGACUUCCAGGCAGCAACUUAAUGGCUGCAGGCCUGGGUCAAAGUCUGCUGCAAAGAGGAAGCUGCACAUCUUUGAGUCCAGACACUAAGUGUGAGCCAGUUAUCAGCUUCAGUGCACAAAAUAAUAUUCUCCCACAGCAGGUUAUGACAGACAAUCAGACCCAGACAAUGGAGUUACUGAACGAUCUUGAAACUAUUUUUUCGAAUAACACAGCGGGUCAGUCAUUGGAUAACCGUAGUCUUUUGACUGACACUAGCUCGCAUGCUGGCACACCCUUGCCUUCUGGCCCUACGCAGAAUGCAGGAAUUGAUUUUGACAUUGAGGAUUUCUUCACAGCCUCCAAUAUCCAGACACAGACAGAAGAGACCCAGCUGAACUCUGAGCCAGUCUUGGAGUUACUAGAUAUUGAAACCCAGACAGAUUUAUUUUCAGAUAAUGCCACCCAGUCCUAUAGCUGCAGGGGUAAUCCCAAUUUCUUAGGUUUGGAGAUGUUUGACACACAGACCCAGACAGACUUAAAUUUCUUUUUAGACAGCCCCUAUUUGCCUUUGGGGAGCAUCUUGAAACAGUCUACCUUCUCUAUGAGCACAGACUCAUCUGAUACAGAAACACAGACAGAAGUGCAUUUUCCUGCAAAAAAUUCCUCUAACCAAAUGGCAGAAAGCAAAGUCCAGCUGAAUAGUGCUGAAACACAGACCAUGGAUAGCUGCUUUGAAACCCUUGGCAGUUUAUUUCUUACUAGCAAUGAGACUCAGACUGCUAUGGAUGACUUUUUGUUGGCUGACUUGGCCUGGAAUACAAUGGAGUCACAGUUCAGUUCAGUCGAAACACAGACUUGUGCAGAAUUGUGUUCUCUGUUUCAGGGUCCUGAUAAAUCAAACCAUUGAGUGCUGUUCUCAAACUCUCUUUUCUUUGAGGAUUAAGUUAUGUGUGGGUAGGAGAAACUGACAUUCAAGUCACCUCCACUGAAUGUAAUUGACCACAUAUGGUUGGUUUACAAACUGUGUCCUACUAUAAGGUACUUUAACUGUUUUGUGUUUACUAAUAUGAAUCCCGUGUGCAUAUGUUCACUGCUGUGUGUUUGUGUAUGUUUGAACACUUCAUAACUGGUAGUAAUAUUGUGUCUGCCCUCUGCUAUGCUGAGUUACAUUUAAAAAAAAAAAACUUUUAAGUUCCAAACUCAUAGCUGUUAGUAAUACCUGUCCUCUGAUCUUGACUAUUAACGCAGCAGUCCUGUAUUUGGGAAGUCCACUAAACAGAUUGGAGUUCUUGAGUAAUCAAACAUGGAAUUGUGCUGUAGGUUGUUGUUGGUUUUUUUUUUUAAUGGACCAAAACCUAGUUUUCUUUAAAUUCUGGCUCAUUCCCCAAAUCCUGAAAAUGCAGCUCUUCUCUUUUUUUUAAUUGUUUUUGGAGUUCUUUGUUGCAAUUCAGCUCUACAGGGGUUACAUCAUGGUUGUGCCCAAGAAUUCCUAAAGAUUCACGCUUCCGCAUGUUGCUAUGACAUAGGCUAACAAUUUGGCAGGAAUGUGCCCUACAUACUUGCAGCAGCUUGUUGCUUGCUAGAAAACCAACCAAAGUACAGAACAAGUUCUCUCUCUCUCUCUCUCUGUCUCAUCUGGCUUCUAAUCCAUAUAAAUUUAGUAAGACUUCAUACUUGCGACUGUAGGUAGGUGGACAACUGAAUAUUGACAUCAUCAUACUAAGAAAAAUGUGCAGCAGUACACUUUGGAUUCUGUACAACUAAGCUAUACUCAGACUAGGAUUACUAAAAUUAAUCUAAUUUAGUCAUGUCCAUUAAUUUUGGUUGGUCUGCUCAGUGUAUGACUAAUACAACCCAACAUGUUUAACAUGGGUAAAUCCUUGUUGAUCAUGGAUUCAUUUUUCUUGAAACAAUGUUAGUAGCCUGUAAGACAUUUAGUUUCUGAACAGUCUUGCCAAGUUCUAGCAGACAGUUUGGAAUUAAGCUCAAUGGCUUGCAAAAAUCUAUAUUAAGCAAGGAAAAGAAAGGAAGGCACCAAUGCAGAAAUGUGAGAGGAUACUUCAAAUAUACACUUGGAUAUAUGUUAUUUAAUUCAGUGUAUUUUGUGUCAGCAACUCUUCAGAGCUGCUGGUUUUCAUUGCCUCUGAAAAGGGAUUAUUGACUAAAAUUUCCAAUUUACCUUUUUCUUUUUAAUCUGUCCUAAGAGCUUAUGUCAAACAAUCACUUUGGAAACAUAGCUGCAAGGCAAACUAUGAGAAAACAGUGAGUUCCUAUCUGCUCAGGACAAGAUUACUAGGAAGCUCUUCUACCAAGUGAUAAAGGAAAUUGUUCAUCAAAGUAGCAGAUGGCAUGUGUUCAACUACAGCUUUUACCUGCUGUUGGACAUAAAGUUCUGUUUGUGAUUGAAUUCUUUAAAUUCAUGUUGAGCCCUCAGCUCCUCCAAGAACAACUUAUCUUUCAAAGGGCAAAAAAACUUAGGGCUAGGAUGGAGGAUCUGUGGUCCUCCAGAUGUUCCUGGGCUACAACUGUUAUCAUCCCUGACAAUUGUCCCUACUGGCUGAGGCUGAUGGGAGUUGGGAGUUCAGCAGCAUCUGGAGAGCACCAUGUUCAGUGGUAGGGCCUGUUGUUGUCUUUGUAUAGUGCUGCUAAUGGUCUGUCAGCAUAGACCCAUCACUUCCACACUGAUUUUGUGUCUUACCUUCUAACGCUUACCCAACAUACUCUGUGCAAAGUCUAAAGUGUUAGCAACUGCUCAGUGUUAUCUGUUGAUGUUCUUCAGAAACUUCUAUUUCCGUUUUUUGUUUAUUGAAGAGGACAUCCUACACUGGAUAUUUGCAAUCUUCAUUAAUUGCAUGCAGGGUUUAUUUUUUCUCUCUCCAAGCAUUUAUUCCGCAGAAUUGAGCAUCUAUUUCCCACUGAGCCUUGGAUAAGCAUUUGGAAGAAGAACUCUCAACUGGGUCCUGUAUGUACAUAAGAUUUUGGUAUGCACCAGCUGAUUGCUUCAGCCAAAGAGUGGCAAACAGCUUCCAGGUUGAUGCAGGUUACACACUGUUCUUCAAUCAAUCUCUAGAUUGAUGCUGUUUAACAAGCGAUGAAGCUGAAAUGAUGCAGUUUGGUCAGAGUCCCAGGCAGCAGUGAAGUAAUGACAUCACUUAGGGUGCACUCUUUAUGUAUCAUGCAAGUUGUUUUGAUCUAAGGUCCAUUGCCAGUCAGGAGUGGUACUGUUAUUCCUCCAUGGUCACACGAAUUAUUUAUUAUUAUUUCUUAUUUGAUUUAUUACUUGCCCUUCCACCAUAAGAUCCCAGGUUGGUUCACAAGAAUUUAAAAUACAUUAAAAAGAUGGCACUCCAGAGAUUUAACUAUACUCUUGUUGGGAUGCAACUAAAAAGUCCCUUAUCCCUCUGAAGCUUAGUGCUCUCCUAGUGCUUCCAGUGCAAAGCUAGUGUCAUCCGGCUUGCUGUGGUAUACAGCUUGGUACUUGCAGUUCAGAAUGUAGUCGCCUAGGUGCACUUUUGAUUAAAGUGUCCACGGGCACCUUGAAGUGGGUUUGAAUUGUUGAUGUGUAUCUGUGGUCAGGGUGUUCAGGCACUAAUACGAGUAUGUAUAUUAAGCUUUUCCACAAACAAAACAGGCAGCUGUUCUGGGUUCCCCACACCUUAAACAAAGUACCACUAAUGCAGUGGAGAUCAUGUUGGUAUAUAAUCGCCUUCUUAAGUUGAUGUGAUUGUCUUUAUGCAGCUACUUAUAGAUGGGUACUGCCAGUGCCAAUAGUGCAGAUUGACCUUUGGGCUCUAUUCUGUUACUGGUAUCUUAUCCUACAUAGGGUGCUUAUGCAAUAGCUCGCCUUGAACUGCUGCUGUGACUAAAUCAAUCCAUGGAUUUCUGCUUGUGGGGGAAGAAAUGUUCCACACUCCUUGGACUCAUAGAAGAAGACUUAAAAGCCAUCCACAGCUCAGUGUACAAAACUACAGUAGCUUAUUUUCUCCUCCAGGAAUGGCAGAUCUCCUGCAUGCCCCACCUUUGGCUAUCUUCUUUCUUUAGUAGGAGAUUCCAAGAAUAUAUUUGCUAUAGAGAGAAAAUAUUGACUCAGCCUAGUCAUAUUUGCAGAAAAGACCUGGUUUCUGAACACCUUUCACGUUCCUGGCAUCCUUUUAAAGGAGAUUUUGAGCCUGUCUUCGAAAUGAAUCUUGUAACAUUUUGUUCUUUGUUUCUAUUGAUUGUUUCCCCCCACCAUUUCAUCAGAGUGAUUGAACCAGAAUGUUGCUCAGUUUGCAACUGUCUGCACACAAUCCUUGUAUUUGAUUAAUAUGAGUUAAUUAAAGGGAGUUUGGUGCAUAAGCUACAUCUUCUGCCUUUGGUUUUCCAAUUCCAUAGUAUUUUCUAGCAAUCGGGGUAACCUACCUGCUAAUGAGGGAGCAGUAAACAGAUUUGAAUUUUUAAAGAAUUGGUUUGUAUACAAGUGUUUAGCAUGAUUGUCAUGACCUAGACACAUGACACAUGACAGAUGCAUGACACAAUAGCUACAGGAAGGUAAGUUUCUGUCAGCAUGAACCAGCUGCCAUGAAUAGAGGUUGAUACCACAUAUCCUCCUUCUGAGCUGGAGAUUAUCCCUUGUUAGAUCUAAACCACCCAGCCCUCUGCAACCUAUCAAACUCAGCAUGUUGCAAAAGCAAACUAAGAAUGUUCAGCUUCUACAUACUAAUUUCUACUUCAUAGAAGGUGAAAGAUGCUAAUAUACAUACUGAUAUCUUAGUGUUUGACUAGCCCUGAUUGCUAUAGUACUAAGAAGUAAGAAAUGCCUUUCUCUCAAUCUGAUGGACGCUGAUAUAUACAGGCAUGAUCUUCCUUACAAUACAGCAUGCAUGGUGCAUAUAGUCAGCUGACAUUUACAUCAGCUCUAACUUGAGUCCUGUCUUCUAUAGGGAAACUCUCGUCCUUGAAAUUCUACACUUUUUCUUCAGUUAAGGGUUAAAAUUAACUUGAACUAAAAACCAACCAUAUUUGUUUUUUGGCAAUGAUAAUAAGUUACUACCUAUCUGAGGCAAGCAACAAGAAACUUUGGCAAGCUGUUCCAGGGUUUGGUUGCUUCCUUUUUCACGGCUGCUUCUAGAGGGCUUAGCUGUCUUUUUCGAGUGUCUGAAAACAGGGCCUAACACUCACUGUACUGGGUGAGUUGCUUAGUAUCAUUUUAGAAAGUAAAAUAACUCAUUCACAAUCACUGUACAGUAGCCUUUGCCAACCUGGUGCCUUCCACAUGUUCCCAUAAGCCCUAGCCAACACAGCCAGGUUGGCAAAGGCAGCGUUAGAGGUUACCUGUGGCAGUAGAUGCACCCAGGAUAUUUGCCUGUCAUUGUAGCUGGUUCGAGAUGGAUGAAAGAGUAAAAGAGGAUGAGCACGCAGGAAAUAGACAACCACCUCUUAAUUGUUUGCAAAGCUUAUAUUAACUGUUAAAGGAAAAUUCUUGAAUAUCAUUUUGCACCACGAAAUAGCACUAGUCUGGUUAAUGGAUAUUUCUAAACUUGAAAACAAAAAACAUGAAUUGCAGAGCUUAGCGUGAUGUCUUACUCUUGCUGGAUCAAAGUAUGGUAUUUCAUUUCAUUGUGCUUGCUAAUUUUCAAGAAAGAUUCUAGGUAUGCAUACAUACACACACAUGCUUCACCUCUGCAGAUUGAGAUGGCGUACACAGACACUGGAAAUGAAACUCUGUGAGCCUCUGCAUGCUUUUUGGGGUUUUGGAGGUUGGGGACUUGUUUCUGACUAAAUGUAGGAUUGCACUGUGAAUAAACUUGUUCUAGGCUGUGUAUGGGCUGCAGAUGGGAACACGUAUGCUUGAUUACACCUCAACCCCCCUGCAAUUUUUUUUUUAAUUCCCUAAUACCUAGUUUUCCAUAUAGAAAAUAAGAGGGAAUCCUUUUGUAUGGAGGAGCAUUCAAUAAUGUGAGCCCCCACCUGCAGCCUAAGCAUGGGUAUACCAUGUCAGAAGCAAUACUGGGUCAUUGAACAAUACCAGUGAACUAAGGGGUUUUGUCCACUGCAAGUUGCCUGAAAUGUGAAAAUGAGUCAAUACACCCAGUUUAUCUAUUAAAGGGACAAGGGUUGUAUCAGAACCUUGGCAUGUAGAUGAAACAUCUGAAUGACACCAUAUUAAAUUCCAGCAUCGAUCAUGUAUACCAUUGAACAUUUUCUGUAUCCAAUUCUUGCACUUUAUGGAGCUUUUGCAAGGAAACAAUACAGUGCUGCUGUUCCUAGCCUCAAGAGAAUGACUUUCAUUUCAUCACUGAGGGGAUAGGGAGCAGAUGGGCUGGAGGAAUCCUGAAUAAAAAUGAAACUGGCCUGCUACCUUGAAGAGGAGGUUGUCAUAUGAUUACAGUUUUAAUAUCUGGCUGGAUAUGGGUAAGUGAAAGAAAACCUCAGUCUUGUUUGCAGCUGCAAUUUUCACUACACCCUCCUUUCUGCCAUGUUUAGGGACAGAGUAGUCCUUUUUUUCUAGGUGUUUUCCCCCUCUCAUUUGUGCCCACUUUGUUAAAGAUCAAAUUUAUCUACCACAGUUAAAUCUGUUAUUCUUUAUGGAGCCACAAGCCUCCUUUUUCUCCUCCAAUGCAUACGUAUUCUCUUCAGGCAGCUAAUCAAGAUGAAAUGCCAAAGAGCACAUUAAUCUUACACGUGCAUGCAAUGACAAUUUAGACCAACAUGCAAGUGCACAGUUUCCUCUGCUUUCAGACAGUAAAAUGGUAGAACUGACUCUUCUCUGUCCAUUAGGUGUUUGCACACACAACUGCAUGCAUAGAAUUGCAAAUACUGUGAGCUUUAAAUAAAUGAACUCUUUGUCUUGAAUAAAACUGUUCAGGUUAAGGGCCUACCUGUAUAUAUAAUGAAACACAUUUAUGUCACAAAGAUGAACAAAUAAAUGUCUUUCUGCCUUAACUC
This is a messenger RNA of Podarcis lilfordi (Lilford's wall lizard), 15268 nucleotides long. NCBI's taxonomy places the organism in Eukaryota, Metazoa, Chordata, Lepidosauria, Squamata, Lacertidae. The record is from the annotation of a GenBank genome assembly.